AUGGAUAAGAGUCAGUGGACUUUGUUAUAUCAAAAUAUCUCCAAUAUUGAACCGAAAAAUCUCAAAAAAUUGAUUUGGAGAGAAAAUCCAGUUUUUCCGGAGUUUUUCGACCUUUUAGAGUCUGCAACUGAACUAGAAACACUUGAUUUAAGUGGAUGCUUUGCUUCUGGUGAUGAUUUGAUCAAUGAAUUCGCAUUUUAUUUGGAAAAUUAUUAUUAUCUCAAAUCUUUGACAUUAAACGGAUCAAAGACACAGAAAUUGAAUAACAAUGACAUUGAGAGGCUAUUAGAGUCAUUAAAAUCAAAUAAAUCCAUUUCAUCAGUUGAUUUAAGUUUCCAUGACUGUUCUCCGGCCAUUUAUACAAAAGUUAAAGAGCUUUUGUUAAGUAAUCAUUAUAUCCGUACAUUUAAACUCGAAAUUUCGAAUUUAGAAUCAUCAAAUGAAAUUUCUGAUUUAUUUAAAGCGAUUUCCCAAAGAGGAUCCCCAAUAAAUUACAUUUGGUCGGACAAAAAUUACAUUGAAAUGAUCGAAAAUAAGAUUAUAAAGAAUUCUGUUGCAGAACAACUGAGAUCUUACUUAUCUGAUGCCGCCAACCAAGAAACAACAGUGGAUAUACCAAUUGUUAACGAAAAAUAUAAUGAAAGUGCAGUUUCGAAUCGAAAACAAGCAUCAAAACAAGAAAAUAAUGAAAAAUCUUAUGAAAUACAAGACAUCAAUGCAUUUACAAUGGAGCUUGAACAAAGUAGGACUAAUAUAGGUGCUCUUGAAAGCGAAAUGAAGACAAAUCCUCCUCCAUUAGAAGUUUCCGAAUAUGAUAUCAUCCAACCAAAGGUUCCGAAGGUUACAAUCUCUACAGAACUUGAUGAAUUGACAGAAAGGUUCAGUAUCAAUAACAUUUUCAAUAGAAUUAUUAAUAAUAUUUAG
Molecule: messenger RNA, 924 nt
Organism: Trichomonas vaginalis G3
Lineage: Eukaryota; Parabasalia; Trichomonadida; Trichomonadidae
Product: ribonuclease inhibitor domain-containing protein
Exons: 1
Coding region: 1-924 (307 amino acids)
Source: RefSeq, a predicted model, not a curated record